This is a messenger RNA of Dendroctonus ponderosae (mountain pine beetle), 4507 nucleotides long. It is a transcript of the gene goe, whose product is annotated as protein gone early. The record is from RefSeq and is a predicted model, not a curated record. Lineage: Eukaryota; Metazoa; Arthropoda; Insecta; Coleoptera; Curculionidae. Gene Ontology annotation, cellular component: plasma membrane. Gene Ontology annotation, molecular function: metalloendopeptidase activity. The coding region runs from base 801 to 3119 and encodes 772 amino acids. Gene Ontology annotation, biological process: protein processing. The transcript is spliced from 14 exons.
CAUUGGUUUUACAAGUCAUAUUUGCCACAAAAUCAGCCACUGGAAAACCUUGGAAAAUUGAACUGCCUUGUUCAUUUUCCUGCCAAAGAUCAGUCAAUUUUUGCCUCAAAUAGAUCUUGAAUCGACACAGACUUUCGGAAAAUGUAUGUGCGGUUGCCGGACUGCGCUUCACAUGAUCUCAGUUAAAUUAUUGAAAUCUCAAAAUUUGUGCUCAAUUAACCCUAGGUUGCAACGCUCACGUUAUCUUUGAGCGGUCCGUUCAGUAAAAAGCCAUUUUUCCGUGCAAAACAAUUGUUGUCGUUAUAUGAUAUUAUCCUGUGUGCCUCAAAUACCGAUCGAACAUACAAGUCAUGGCUUAGAGACGCGGUUGCCCGGGUUACUAUCAGACCACCGGUAAAGCUUGAUUCAAUCUAAUGCGUACCUGAACACUCAAAAAGGCUGAGAACUUUUGAAACUCGUUCCGCUAAGUGUUUUACUUGCUAUCGGUAUUGAACUGCAUUCGUUAACAACUUGUUAACGUUCCACAACAUUGACGUAAAAUUCUUGCAAGUUAACCACCAGUAGUGGUACUGUCGUGUCCGUCUGUUGCUGUUAAAGAUCAGGAAAAACUGCUCUCACAUGAACAUAUGAAGUGAAAGUUUAUGGUGUUGGCGUUGAUUUUUGGUACCGUCGGUGGUGGUUCAAGGAAAACCAGGGUAAAGUCACCUGGAAGUGGACGAAAUUGCGUGAAUAUGUAACCGGUUAGCCGCUACCCAGAUUUUUACUUUCAAAUCUUAUAUGUUUAAAAACCAACAUAAACAAUGCCUGAACACGAUAAUGAAUCUAUAACGAAAAAUGGGCGAGUGGACGCAAAUGUGGAUCAGAAGCCUCAGUUGUAUGCUGCCGAAAUCGAGCCUUGUCUGAUCCAAAGCGAUUCCGAACCGAAGAAACUGCCAUUCUAUGAAAAAUACGUGUCGAACAUUCAAAGCAAAACUGGAUUAUCGCGAAAAUGGAUUUUUAUCGUUUUGGGUUUAGUGACUUUAGUGGCAGUGCUGUUUUUAGUUGUUGUGGGUUUAGUGAUAGGCUGGCCGGUUUUACCCCACAUGUUUCGGUACUCUUUGUGUAGAGAUCCUCAGUGCUUACGAGCUGCUUCUCAGAUUCGAGAAAAUCUGGACGUUUCAGUCUCACCAUGUACAAAUUUGUGGAGCGCAGUCUGUUUCUCAUACGUGAAUAAUUCAGCUCGACCCUUAGAUAUUCCCGUUUGGAAUCAGAAGCAGAAGCUGAUCCAGAAAGAGUUGGAACGGAUCAGAACGAUGAUAUCAACGUUGGAAUUGCCACUUCAUGCCGGUACAAUUAACUGGAAGCUGAAGAACUUUUACGAUGCUUGCAUGAAUUUGGACAAUGUGGUCCUGGAUGCAGCCAGACCUUUAACGAAUAUUAUUUCAGAAUUGGGUGGUUGGCACAUUUUGCGUGACUGGAGCGAAGUGGACUUUGAUGGCAUGAAAGUAUUGACAGUGCUGCAGGUGCAGUAUGGAGUGAACCCUUUUUUCAAGGUGCACGUUGAACCCGAUCCGCAUGUACCCGAGAAGAAUUGCAUCCGAAUUUCGCCUGCUGGGCUCGGACUUCCGGAUAGAAACUACUACUAUAGAGAUGACCGUAUUUUAACAGCCUAUAUGGAUUACAUAAGGGAUGUUGUGAUCUCCCUAAGUUCCACGAGAAACAAAGCAGCAAAAUUCGGAAGAGAUAUUUUCAAUUACGAGAAACGAAUAGCGGAAAUUACUCCAGAUUUGGCCAACUUACAAAACCCCAUUACCACAUACAAUGCUGUUUCAUUGGCCGAACUCAAAUUGACCACAAGCACUAUUCCCUUUCAUGACAUUUUGCAAGCUCUGUACCCCAAAGUCAGCAUAUCGGAAAAUACAGAAGUGAUAGUCACAUCGCAAGAGUAUCUAAGCGAAUUGGCUCAAAUCAUCUCUUCUACCGAUAGGCAUACGAUGAAUGGGUAUCUUAUUUGGUGUUUGGUGAGGGAAUAUUUGCCUUUUUUGUCCGAAGUGUACACAUCAGCCCUUGAUUCUUUUAAUAAUGAGUUAUUUGGCAUUUCAAAGUCCAACAAACGUUGGGAAGUGUGUGUAAAAUGGGUGAGAGAGUUUAUGUCUCUAGCCACUGAGUUCCACCUGGAAAAGAUUUUCCCUAUCGCUGAAGCAACGAAGCAAUCUUUGAACGAAACGUUUCGAACAAUUCUGGAAGUAAUUAAGAAAAAGCUAGACACAUUUGGUCAAUCAGUGCUAUUGAAAGAUCAGCUAGCCGCCAAACUAAAUACACUGUCGCUGCAGAUCGGUCUUCCCAGCUCGGCCAAAAACUUGACAUACUUAAAAGAAUAUUACAAUCCGUUGAUUGUAUUCAAGAUGAAUUUAUUCGACAGCAUCAAAAGCAGCAUCCCGUUGACGAGGAAAGUGGACGAAAGGCUUUUGAUGAAUUCGUUGCCUCAAGGUGUGCUUAUAAAGGAGCUACUGAAGGACGUACCUAAAGUUAGAUACAUACCUUCGGAGAAUGCCAUUAUUAUACCAAGAGCUUUGGUAAUGGAGCCUUUCGUCGAAGAUGGAUAUCCGAGACCUGUGAUAUAUGGACGUUUGGGCACCGAAAUUGCCUCCGCAAUUUUAUCAGCUAUUUUACCAUACGGAAGUCUGUGGACGGCGGAUAAAAAAAUUCUGUCGCCUUUUCAUACGAUUGUAGCCGAAUCUUUGAAGUCAGUGCAAUCGAACGUGCAAUGCAUAUCCACUUAUCUGUCUCAGAACGUUGAUCCACUUUUUGCGCCUCAGAAAGAAGUGGCACUUUCCGCCUUUGUAGAGCUGUUUGCGGUUAAAGUUGCCAACGAGGCUCUUUUAUCAGGAAGCAAUAACCAUGUCCACUAUAGCGGUUUGGAGCAAUAUGAAGACUCAGCUUUAUAUUUUCUCACAUAUGCGCAGACCCGCUGUUCUGAGUCCACCAAACAGUAUCAGCUCUACCAGAGUUCGUUAUACUUCAUGCUAGAAUCCAAAGACUUACUGGAGAUGGCAUGGACUAAUUUAGCAGAGUUUCGACAGGCGUUUGACUGCGCCUCGAGUAAAUCGUCGAAAUGUUUUGAGGUUGUUCCCAAAUGACUAUGAACAUUAUUGAUAAAAAGUACACACUUUUUAUGAAGUUUGGCCUUUUAUGGUAUAAUUUUAUUUACCCCGAUGUGCGGGAAGCCUCAUGAAACCAGUGGCAUUUUUCCGUUUGCUGUGAAUAUUUUUUUAUUUGGACAACUUCAAAUGUUUUUAUGUGAAAAUACACAUUUUUUGGUUUAGUUUUUAUCGUACAUUAAACAGAUACAUAUUUGUCAAUAUUCACGUUGAUAUAUAAAUAAUAUAAGUACAACACUUUCGAUAGACGCCUCCCAUAUUUGCAUUAUAGAAACUAAAAAAACUAAAUGAGCUUGAUGUAUUUGGGUAUAUCAACCUCAUUUAGUAGUUUUGUAUCCCAUGUAAUAUUUGCUUUUUCUUUCCUUUUGUGAAUAUUUUCUAUAUUUAGGCGAAUCUUAUGGGCGAACGUAUUUACGAAAAUAUUGCUUCCUCUUCAGGUUGUUCUUCUAAACUGACAUUUUCUUCCAAAACAGUUCACAAUUUAUUGGCGCAACUUUGUCUAAUGUACUAUAAAAUUGCAGUGCAAAAAGAGUGAUUUUAUACAAGAUAAGUUUAUAGAAAAACAGUUAUCAUCAAAUCAUUUAUACUAGUAAAAGCUUACCUUUCGAACGGCAGGCAAAAUUCAGCCUUUGACAAGAUUCUCUGGUCUUUCCACAAAAGUUUAGAGCUUUUUUCUCGUAAAAAGUUGCACGCUGUAAAUGCUCCAAAACCCUGUACAUUUGCAUGUUAAAACUCGUAAAGUUGUCCAUAUGGAAGCUUUUGAAAAUGAAGCUUGUUAGGGAAUAUUGAGCCUCCAACUGGCCAGUAAAUUAUUGGAGUUUCUCAGUGAAGCAGCACCAAUACAUACGGGGAUUCAAGACUUGUUUGUAGAGUAUUGUUUUUAUGUUACUUACUAUUUAUUUUUUAUAAUGAUUGGGACUAAGGAAAUUAAAUUUCCACCCAUUUAUUUAAUGUGGAAAACUUGCCAAGUUUUUAAGUGAUUGGUCUGAAAAAAUGUUAUCUCUAGAAACAAAUCACCGUCAAAAUCUUGAUAGUGAAUCAUAUGAUACAUUAAUCAAGUGAUACGUAUUAUUGUUAAAACCUGGAGAUGAUAAGAUGCGUACUUGUAUGGAGAGAGUACUGGAGAUGAUAAGAUGCGUAAAACAUGCGUUUUCUUGCCUGUUGCGAUAUUUUUACAGUGAGGCAUUUGCUUGUAUGUUUAUAUAUUUAAGAUUUUAUUGGUUUUUUGAAGAUUUUUUUAUUAUGCCUUGUGAAGGCGUUUUUCCAGACCAAUUGGCAGUUUGAGCUGCUGUGUUAUUUCUUUUAGUACACCUUAUCAGUAUAUAUUAAUAAGCCUGUAUUUUUAUAAUAUAUUCAAUUUGACAAAA